Molecule: messenger RNA, 855 nt
Organism: Vollenhovia emeryi
Lineage: Eukaryota; Metazoa; Arthropoda; Insecta; Hymenoptera; Formicidae
Exons: 4
Coding region: 1-390 (129 amino acids)
Source: RefSeq, a predicted model, not a curated record
AUGCCACACCCUGGGAACGUGAGACCAUUGAAUCGCCGGCUGUCAGAAUCAUACGCAACUCCAAUACCUCCACUCACCGAAAGAAUGAAAUCCUACACGCUUGCAUUCGUCGCCCUCGCGACCGUCCUGCUGUAUAUUGAGUAUACCAAUGCAAUGGAACUAUGUCCCCAAGAGAACUGUCUUACGCCUAACAAAUGUGAGCAAUUGGUAUUAAGCUCUGCUGUUUCAUGCAACGAACAGGGCACAUCAUGCUGCAGCGUAGUUAAAGAGGAAUACAGAACCCACUGUCGUCACCAUGGUGGAAGCUGCAUGAACUCGUGUGCAAAAGCCCUCGUGAGACCCAACGUUGUUGAUUGUACAGACGGUCAAGUCUGUUGCGUUUUGGUUUAGACAGAACUACAUAAUUGACUGAAACAUCAGUCUAAGAACUACCAGAACUAAACAACAGAAUAUAAUCUCAUAUAACUAUUAAGUCCUAAUCUUGAAUCAUAACACAACGAAAUGAACACUUUGCCGGUAGCAUUUUUAAUUUUCAAAUACAAGAAAUACAUCUAAUCCUUGAUGAAAAAACCCAUGUUAACCAAUAAAAGCAGGUAUUGUCUCCAAACAUAUAUUGCAACACACAAGAACAUUUUAUUUAAUUUGUAAUUAUAAUCAGAUUUAAUUUAAGAGACUUGAGAAAUUUAAUUAAAAUUAAAUAUGCCACACACACACUCACACAUAAAAUAUAAAUCACAUAUUUUAAAGGUUUUAUGGAACUUCCAUGACUACUGGCAAAAUAGUAAUAGAAUUCUAUAUAAUGAGCUUUUUGAAACUGCGAUAUAUCGACUUCAAAAUAAAUAUAUUAUACGUUGC